Cuculus canorus (common cuckoo) is the source of this 1009-nucleotide messenger RNA. It is a transcript of the gene ASF1A, whose product is annotated as anti-silencing function 1A histone chaperone. NCBI's taxonomy places the organism in Eukaryota, Metazoa, Chordata, Aves, Cuculiformes, Cuculidae. The record is from RefSeq and is a predicted model, not a curated record. Bases 198 to 812 code for a protein of 204 amino acids. Gene Ontology annotation, biological process: DNA replication-dependent chromatin assembly. The transcript is spliced from 4 exons. Gene Ontology annotation, molecular function: histone binding. Gene Ontology annotation, cellular component: nucleus.
CUGCGGCGGCGCGCGGGGAGCGGCGCGGGGUAAAUAAAGGGGAGGGGGGGACGCCGAGUGAGAGAGACGGGAAAGAAAAGUUUGUACGGGCGGCGGCCUCGCUCCGGCGCCGGCGAGGACCCGGCGCUCCCGGCGGCGCCGCGCGCUCUCCCCAUUGUUUGGGGGGGUGUUUGUUGUUUUGUUUUAUCCCCCCAAACAUGGCAAAGGUUCAGGUGAACAACGUGGUGGUGCUGGAUAACCCUUCUCCCUUCUACAACCCGUUCCAGUUCGAGAUCACGUUCGAGUGCAUAGAAGACCUGUCGGAAGAUUUGGAAUGGAAAAUAAUUUAUGUGGGUUCAGCUGAAAGUGAAGAGUACGAUCAGGUGUUAGACUCUGUUUUAGUAGGACCUGUUCCUGCAGGCAGACACAUGUUUGUAUUUCAGGCUGAUGCACCUAACCCAGGGCUUAUUCCAGAUGCAGAUGCAGUAGGUGUAACAGUUGUGCUAAUUACGUGCACCUACAGAGGUCAAGAAUUUAUCAGAGUCGGCUACUAUGUAAACAAUGAAUAUACCGAAACAGAACUGAGAGAGAAUCCACCUGUAAAGCCAGAUUUUUCUAAGCUUCAAAGGAAUAUUUUGGCAUCUAAUCCCAGAGUCACAAGAUUCCACAUUAAUUGGGAGGACAACACUGAAAAACUGGAAGAUGCAGAGAGCAGUAACCCAAAUCUACAGUCACUGCUUUCUACAGAUGCGUUACCUUCAGCAUCAAAGGGGUGGUCAACAUCAGAAAAUUCAUUAAAUGUUAUGUUAGAAUCUCAUAUGGACUGCAUGUGACUAAACACCACCAUUUUGGUACUGUACAUGUGUUAAACUGUAAAAACAACCAGAACUAUUUCCUUCAAAUUCCAUAAGUACAUAGUUGACAAGCAAUGUGAAGAACUUGUUUUAAAACAUCCUGUAGAAAGUUUAUAAAAAAAAUCAGUAUUUGAGCAAAUUGUGGAAUAUAAAUACAACUAUUUUUAAGUAAUUGC